This is a messenger RNA of Diaporthe citri, 666 nucleotides long. RefSeq lists its product as uncharacterized. Bases 1 to 666 code for a protein of 221 amino acids. The transcript has 2 exons. Lineage: Eukaryota; Fungi; Ascomycota; Sordariomycetes; Diaporthales; Diaporthaceae. The record is from RefSeq and is a predicted model, not a curated record.
AUGCGCCUCGACACGUACGAAAAGCGGAAGAGCUCUUUGGCUAAGCAUCUGGACUAUGAGCACUGGACACCGGGUCCUUACAUAUCAUUUACCAGCAGUCCAGCUGUGAUCCAGGGCUAUGUUAUGAAGAGGAGCGGAAGGAGUCGCGGGCCCCAUACGCUGACUGUUAUCGACCCAAGCAAGCGGAUAAGUAUGGGGCUGCCCAUACUGGACGUCCUGGCUGAGAUGCAGAGUUACAGGAUUCCGGACCCCUACGGACGAGGCAAUCAAUAUUGUUUCGGCGAACACGUCUGCCUGUGGCAAGUCAUCGAAGCCGAAAUUGUGGGACACUUCCCAUGGGACUACCUCGAACAGAAAGAUAACUGGUACCAAGACAUAAUCCUGCCCGCGUUUAGGGAGUUCACAGAACAGCACAGAGUCAGGCCCGCUCAAGGCUCCAUUGAUGACUUGCUUCGUGUUGGACAUGAUGAUUCUCAGUCUUCAGACACAGGCUCUGCGGAUGGAAAUCAAAACUAUUACUCUGACAUUGAAGAAGAUGCAGACUUUGUAGAAGGGCUUAAAUGCCGCUAUCCUGAUGGAGAAUAUGAUUGGGACACGGAUGAAGACGUGGAAGAAGCCAGUGCAGCUGAUGACAUGAUAAAGAUAAUCGAAGGCGACUGGAGGUGA